CCGGCCCGCCCCGCCGGCAGCGGGCGGAAGCGCCGCACGUGGGGGCGGCGGAGGGACAUGGACACGGACACGGAGCGGGAUGAGGAGAUGCCCGCGCUCUCCGACGGCGAGGAGCCCGGGGAAGAGGAGGAAGAGGAGGAGGAAGAAGGCGCUGCCGUGGGCCAGAGAACACGCUGCCUCUUCUGCGAUAGGUGGUUCAGUUCUGCUGAAGUUGUGUUCUCUCACUGCAAAACAGAGCAUGAGUUUAAUGUUAGUGAUGUGAUCCAGAAACAUGGACUUGAUUUUUAUGGAUACAUUAAACUAAUAAACUUCAUCAGAUUAAAGAAACCAACAGGAGCAUAUUUGAGUUCUCUCAGCAGCCCACUGCCUUGGAAAGGAGAGGAAUAUCUGAAACCAGAAAUAGAAGAUGAUCUCCUCCUUCAGUUUGAUAUAGAAGAUCUUUGUGAACCUGCAAACGUUGUGCCCUGUAAUGGUUUAAAUGAUACCACAGUGCUCCUUGAACAGUUAAAACACGCAGAACACAGAGCAGGAGCCGCAGAAGCAGCCUUGGCUAGAGCACAGGAGGAUCUUCAGAAAAUGAAACAAUUUGCCCAGGAUUUUGUGAUGAACACAGAUGUCAGGAGCAGCUCGUCAUCCAGCGCCAUUGCAGACCUUCAGGAGGAUGAGGAUGGUGUUUACUUCAGCUCCUAUGGGCAUUAUGCGAUACACGAAGAGAUGCUAAAGGAUAAAGUACGUACAGAAAGCUAUCGUGACUUCAUCUAUCAAAACCCACAUAUCUUCAAGGACAAGGUGGUUUUGGAUGUUGGCUGUGGAACUGGAAUACUCUCCAUGUUUGCUGCCAAAGCAGGCGCGAAGAAAGUGAUUGGAGUUGACCAAUCUGAAAUCAUCUAUCAGGCCAUGGACAUCAUUAGAUUAAAUAAACUUGAAAGUAUUAUUACAUUAGUCAAAGGAAGAAUCGAAGAAGUAGAUCUGCCUUUGGAAAAAGUGGAUGUAAUUAUAUCUGAAUGGAUGGGUUAUUUCCUUCUCUUUGAGUCAAUGCUGGAUUCUGUCAUCUAUGCAAAGGACAAGUACCUGACAGAGGGAGGCUCAGUUUAUCCUGACAUUUGCACCAUUAGUCUGGUAGCUGUUGGGGAUAUGAAGAAACAUGUGGACAAGCUACUUUUCUGGGAAGAUGUAUAUGGCUUCGACAUGUCUUGUAUGAAGAAAGCUGUAAUUCCAGAAGCUGUUGUUGAGGUGCUGGAUCCAAAUACACUGAUAUCUUCAGCCAGUGUCAUUAAGCAUAUCGACUGUAAUACUGCAUCCUCUCCAGACUUGGAAUUCUCUUCAGAUUUCACCCUGAGCAUUACAAUGAGCACAAAGUGCACGGCAGUUGCUGGUUACUUUGAUAUAUUUUUUGAGAAGAACUGUCACAACAAGGUCUCGUUUUCAACUGGUCCCCAGUGUACCAAAACACACUGGAAACAGACAGUUUUUCUCCUGGAGAAACCAAUUCCUGUAGAAGCAGGAGAGGCCCUGAGAGGGAAGAUCGCAGUCCGCAAAAACAGAAAGGAUCCACGGUCCCUCCUCAUAACCCUGUCAGUGAAAGACAUGCAGCAGACCUACAGCCUCCAGUGAAAAACCUAGGCACAUUACUUUGGGAGGUGUUAAAGUCAAAUAACUGAUUUUAAAUAUCCCAAAAUGGCAAACUCUUGGAUUUGCGUGCAUGUAUGCACACACAGGAAUACGAAAAAUUUGCCUGGAAUUGAGAGAGCACUGUUUGGAUGCUUUUGCUCUGGGACGUGGAGGCUGACAAGAAAAUGGGAUUCUGCUGCUUCCCUUAUGUGAGGAAGGCAAGAAAGAUGGGUUUGGGUUACAUGAGACUACUGGGUGAGAAAAAUGAGUGUGAAGUCUUGCUGUGAGGAACAGUAAAUAUGAUCUCUAAAUAUUGUUUUAUUCUUCCACUGGCAAAAUCUUUGCAUAAUGUUUUUUUAUGAAAGAAGAAGCUAAAUCAUGUGCACCUCAACAGUAUCUGGAAAAUCCUAAUGGGACUAAUUUUGGGAUUCCAAAGACCAUAUUUUUAAUACACUUCUGUAAUUAAAAAGUUGUACACAGUUACAUUUAUCUAAAUAAAUGAACCCAGUAUGAUGUAGAA
Chiroxiphia lanceolata (lance-tailed manakin) is the source of this 2131-nucleotide messenger RNA. It is a transcript of the gene PRMT3, whose product is annotated as protein arginine methyltransferase 3. Gene Ontology annotation, biological process: peptidyl-arginine methylation. Gene Ontology annotation, cellular component: nucleus. The record is from RefSeq and is a predicted model, not a curated record. The transcript has 15 exons. NCBI's taxonomy places the organism in Eukaryota, Metazoa, Chordata, Aves, Passeriformes, Pipridae. Bases 58 to 1614 code for a protein of 518 amino acids. Gene Ontology annotation, molecular function: protein-arginine N-methyltransferase activity.